AUGGACGACCUGUCGCAGGGCGACAUAUGCCGCGUGUGCCGCUGCGAGGCGCAGCCGGACAGGCCUCUAUUUUACCCGUGCAUCUGCACGGGAUCGAUCAAGUACAUCCACCAGGAUUGCCUGAUGCAAUGGAUGCGCUACUCGCACAAGGAAUACUGCGAGCUGUGCGGCUAUCGCUUCAGUUUCCAGCCCAUCUAUGCCCCGGAUAUGCCGCGUGUCCUGCCGCUGAAGGAUGUCCUCGUGGGCCUCAUGUCCGCCGUUUUGGAGGGCGCCCGCUGUUGGCUUCACUACUCUUUGGUAGGAAUGGCCUGGUUUGGAGUGGUCCCUCUAUCCGCCUAUAGAACCUAUAGGUACCUCUUUCGGGCCAGCUCCUUCGACAUGAUCCUCACGCUACCCUUUGAUAUCUUCUCCAUGGAGAACCUCGCAGCAGAUGCCUUUCGCGGCUGCUUUGUGGUCACCUGCACGCUGCUAUCCUUCAUUGGUUUAGUCUGGCUACGCGAGCAGAUCCUCCAUGGCGGCGGUCCGGACUGGUUGGAGCGGGAAGAUGCUCCUCUCCAGGCGGCAGCGGCUAAUCCUGCUCCCCCUGCAGCGGAAGCAGCUCCUCCGCAACCCCAGGAUGACAACAAUAAUGCGGAUAAUGCGCCACAGGAUGUGCCCAUGGAUAAUGAGGCUCCACCAGCAGCAGCGGAUAACGAAGCUGGACAAGAUGCCGCCGCUCCUGCAGCUCCAGCGGCUCCGGCUGUGGAUGCGGAUGCCGAUGAACAGAACUGGAAUCCCAUGGAAUGGGAUCGCGCCGCCGAGGAGCUCACCUGGGAGCGACUCCUGGGUUUAGAUGGCUCGCUGGUGUUCCUGGAGCACGUCUUCUGGAUCAUCUCGCUGAACACCAUGUUCAUUUUUACCUUUGCCUUUUGCCCGUAUUGCGUGGGCAACUUUAUCCUGAGUUCCAUGGACCUUUUGCAGCCGGAGAAGCCUCUCCUGCACUUUCAUGGCCUCAUAACCACUCUAUUUGGAUACUGCUGCAUUGGAUUGACCCUCGUGGUGCUGCACUUCUUCGCCAGAGUGUUCAGAUUGCGCCGGGUUUGCUGGUUCAUUGGAUUGUGCUACAUUGUGGUGAAGGUUUCGCUGCUUUCGGUGGUGGAGAUUGGAGUGCUGCCCCUGAUUUGCGGCUGGUGGUUGGACAUCUGUUCGCUGCCCCUGCUGGAUGCCAGCUUAAAGGAUCGCAAGGCGAGCUUCAAGGCGGCGCCGGGAACCUCUUUAUUUGUCCACUGGAUGUUUGGCAUGGUCUAUGUUUACUACUUUGCUGCUUUUAUCUCGCUGCUAAGAGAGGUUUUGCGGCCUGGCGUCCUCUGGAUAUUCCGCAAUGUCAACGAUCCCGAUUUUAGCCCCAUUCAGGAGAUGAUUCAUGUGCCAAUUGUGCGGCACAUUCGUCGCUUGGUCGCCUCGGCCAUGAUCUUUGGCUUUGCCGUCUUCUUGAUGCUCUGGCUGCCCAUUAGAAUUCUUCAAGUGGCCUGGCCUAAUUUUUUGCCCUACGCUUUGAGUGGCGAUGCGGAGGUUAAUGAUUUGAGUCUGCAGUUGUUGCUGCUACAGAUCGUUUUACCUGGCUUCUUUGAGCAAACCCAAACGCGCAUCUGGCUGAAGGGUUUACUGCGCAUUUGGUGCACUGCGGUGGCUUGGUUGCUGGGAAUUCGCAGCUAUUUGCUACCUGCACCCGAACCGGAGCCUGAAAAUCCCGCUGCAGGGGAAGAGGGAGUGGAAAAUGCUGCUGAAAAUCAAGAAGGCGAGGCUGCCGCACCACCACCGCCGCCACCGCCUCCACCACCGCCUGUGGAACCGGCUCCUGCUCCUCGUAACUUGGCCGCCGCCCAUCAGGCAAUUAUGCAGCGCGAUGCCCCCGUGGGUUUCCAACCCUACGACAAACCCUCGCUCUUCGCCAUUCGUUUGUGCGCCCUCCUCUCCCUCAUGUGCUUCUCCAUCGUUUGUGCUGCUAUGUUAACACUCACCGUGCCCGUUUACAUUGGCCGUCGCCUGAUGAUGCUCUGGACCGGCACUCCUGGUGAUAAAGCGGCUGCAGCAGCAGCAGGAGGAGCAGUUGGAGCAGCUGUUAAUCUAGCACCUUUGGAUGCGGAGGGAAUCAGAAAGAACGAGCGACUGCUGCGCUCGCAUGAGCUCUACACCGCCGAGAUUGGCGGCUAUCUGUGCUGGAUUGUCUGCCGUGGAGUGGCCGUGGUGGUUACCCUGUUGCCACAGGGAAGAGCUGCUAUAGUUAGCAAACUAAAACACUGGGCACGAGUGGCUUUGCAAUAUGCCCUACCAGUUUUAACGCUGCUUGGAAUUUUUGUCCUCGUUCCUUUGCUGUUUGGGCUGCUGCUCGAACUGGUGGUGGUCAUACCGCUGCGCGUUCCCUUGCGCAAGACACCCAUACAUUUCCUAUGGCAGGAUUGGGCACUUGGAGUCCUCUACAGUAAAAUAGCCAUCGCCUUAACCUUAAUGGGUCCCGAUUGGCAUUUGAAACGAGCACUGGAACGCGCCUAUAUGGAUGGCUUGCGUGAUUUCGACUUGAAGUUUGUGAUGCGCGACUUGGCCGUGCCGGUGGUUACCACAUUUGGCCUGGCUCUGGCCGCUCCCUACGUUCUCGCGCACAUGGUGUUCCCCAUUUUCCUGGCCGACGCCUAUGCCCGGCAUGUCAUCGCUCGUCUCGUUUAUCCCGUGAGCUUCAUUGUCGUCGGCAGCAUCUGCUUCGUUCUGUUCCAGAUCAAGCAGCUGAAGAAGCUGUAUUUGUCCAUCAAGGUGGACAAGUAUCUGGUGGGUCAGCGGCUGGUUAACUACGAGCACCGCAAGAAGCAGCAGCAGCAACAGCAGCAGCAGCAGAAGGAGGAGGAGGAGGAGCAGCAGCGGGCGGACCGGGAGCUCAAGGAGCUGCAGGAGCGGGAUCGCGAGCGGGAACGGGAGCAGCUGGCCCAGGAGCAGGAGUUGGCUGAGCUUCUGUAACGAGAUCAGAUUUUUAAUUAAACCCGACAAGGAGGAGAAUAAAGCCACGCGAUGGUGUUACAAAUAUCUGUGUGUUUUUUCCGUCGUGGAGCUGCUCCUGCUGCUAAUAUAUCUCGGUUUAGACUCUGUUGCCCUGCCAAAAUGGAGGAUUUGAAAAUUUUCGAGUGAAAUAAACCCAUUUUGUUCUAGCUUCGGCCCUUUUUCCCCCCUUUUAGUUAACUUUCGUUAUAUGAUUAAAGUGUUAGCUACAAUUGUUGUUAAAUCCUUUAAACCCUUUUACCGCUUAUAGAACCUAAGUUGUAUGAUAUUUUAAGACCGCCAGACAUAAACCACAACCAAUUCCCAUAUAAACCUUGUA
Molecule: messenger RNA, 3346 nt
Organism: Drosophila takahashii
Lineage: Eukaryota; Metazoa; Arthropoda; Insecta; Diptera; Drosophilidae
Product: E3 ubiquitin-protein ligase MARCHF6
Cellular component (GO): endoplasmic reticulum membrane
Molecular function (GO): zinc ion binding
Source: RefSeq, a predicted model, not a curated record